AGACUGAAAAGGAGCACAGGAAUUCCAAGGAGUUUCCUGAUAGAGGUGAAAGAUCCCAACACAAAGGGUGCAAUGCUGACCAACACUGGAAAAUAUGCAAUCCCCAUUAUUAAUGCGGAAGCUUAUGCUAGAGAAAAGAGGAAAAGGCCUCCAUCUUUACCAGAGGAGCCAUCCUCCUCCUCUUCUGAUGGUCCUGUUCCGGAUGAGCUGUUAUGUCUCAUUUGUAAAGACAUCAUGACCGAUGCAGCUGUUCUUCCCUGCUGUGGAAGCAGUUAUUGUGACGACUGUAUUAGAACAGCAUUGCUGGAGACUGAGGAAUAUACAUGCCCAGCGUGUCACCGGACAGACGUUCCUCCUGAUGGUUUAGUUGCCAACAAGAGCCUACGCCAGGCUGUGAACAACUUCAAAAAUGGUGUUGGCUACACAAAAAGGCUCCGUAAGGAGAUCCAGCAGCAACCAUCAGUACCCACAGGUGGUCCUCUGAGGACAGACAGUACCAUGCACUGCCCAGGUGCCAGAACAAGCUGUGAACUGAGGUCGCAUACCUGCUCCAAGUCAAGAUCAGGUCCUUCCUGCAGUGGCUCCUACUCUGGAUCAUACAAUUCUUAAUUCCAGUUUACCUUCUUUAAAUGUUGCUUCU
Messenger RNA from Melopsittacus undulatus (budgerigar), 640 nucleotides. RefSeq names its product E3 ubiquitin-protein ligase RBBP6-like. Gene Ontology annotation, cellular component: nucleus. Gene Ontology annotation, molecular function: ubiquitin protein ligase activity. The transcript has 6 exons. Bases 73 to 609 code for a protein of 178 amino acids. NCBI's taxonomy places the organism in Eukaryota, Metazoa, Chordata, Aves, Psittaciformes, Psittaculidae. The record is from RefSeq and is a predicted model, not a curated record. Gene Ontology annotation, biological process: protein ubiquitination; ubiquitin-dependent protein catabolic process.